Molecule: messenger RNA, 1986 nt
Organism: Diprion similis
Lineage: Eukaryota; Metazoa; Arthropoda; Insecta; Hymenoptera; Diprionidae
Gene: Nadk2
Product: NAD kinase 2, mitochondrial
Exons: 6
Coding region: 191-1483 (430 amino acids)
Biological process (GO): NAD+ metabolic process
Cellular component (GO): mitochondrion
Molecular function (GO): NAD+ kinase activity
Source: RefSeq, a predicted model, not a curated record
AAGCCACUACUAUCGACUACAAGAAAGCCAGUCUAGGUAGCGUGUUAAUCACGGCGUAAGCGCUGAAUGCAAUUGCUGCGCGUGGCCAAUAUCCAGACUCCAGAGGUUAUAAAUGUUUUAUGAAAUAAUCUAAUCAAGUGACAAGCACGUAAUCGAAGAUUGAUGUACUCAAUAAUUUUUUACGUGUAAAAUGACAGCACUUGCUCUGUUGCAUAGGAAAGUAAGCAGAACUUUUCAAUUUUUAAAAACUUCGGCGCUCCUCCGGAGGCAAUCUCGAAUUUUUGCCCGUCAUGAAUCCAGCUUUGUACCAAAGAGAGUUCUAAUAUUGACCAAGGUAUCACGUUACUAUUUCGAAAGACUGCGCGAACCAAAUCUGAGUGAAUCUCAAUUUAGGACGAAACUUAUCGAGAGAGGAUCUGAUUAUGACGCAUUGCUUACCAGCCACAAUAAUGACCGCAAGAGAGAAUUGGAGACGAAAACUGUGUUGGAAGAAUUAAACAUUGAAUAUAGAGUAACAAAUAGGUUAACGAUAGAUCGUAACACUUUCGACUGGGCAGAUCUGAUUCUACCGAUAGGUGGAGAUGGAACUUUUUUAUUCUCAUCAAAUCUGAUACGUGACAACAAGAAGCGUAUAAUGGGCAUAAAUUCUGAUCCGUCAUCGUCAGAAGGGUAUUUGAUGCUGCCUGAGAAAUAUACCAGAGACAUAAGAUUGAUAUUUGAGCUUCUCAGAUCAGGGGAUUACAAUUAUGUCAUGCGAAGUAGAAUCAGAACUACCCUCAAAGGUAAAGGGAUUUGGAAUCCGCCCUUUCACAUGCAUGAAAAGUGGCGAGUGGCUGGCGAAGAAAAGCAACGAGUCAGAUAUACAGACAAAGAUACUGCUGCAGAGAACAACCAUAUCCUUGGGUUUUACGUGGAUGACGCAUUCAAGGCAGACACAGCAGCAGAGGUGCCAAAAGAGAGACGACUUCCAUGGUUGGCCUUAAAUGAAGUCUUUGUGGGUGAAUCACUGUCGGCAAGGACAAGCACUUUGGAGGUGAAUUUUGGGGACGAAAUUUCAUGGUUCAAAAUAAAGAGCUGCGGGUUAUGUGCCAGCACUGGGACAGGCUCAACAUCUUGGCACAAAGCAAUCAACAGUCUUAGUCCGCAAGUUGUUGACGACGUCCUAAAACUUGCGAAUGUUAAAAUUGAACCUAGUACAAAAACUGAGGAUAUAUCAAUGGAGUACAAUAAAAGACUGCAGUUUCCCGCAGAGGAUACAAAAAUAGCAUACACAAUUAGAGAUAUGAUUGUGGGACAAACAUUACCAUUGCCAAAAGGAAUUCAACCUCGCGGAUAUUGCAAGAAGCUGAUCAUUCGUUCACAUUGCUUCGACGCAGGACUAGUACUAGACGGUGGUAUCGCUGUUCCCUUCAACGAUGGAACAAUUGCAGUUAUGGAAAUCCAUCCUGAAGAUUCACUAAGAACAAUUAUGCUCAGAGAGUGAAGAACAAGUGAUAUAAAUAGUAUCAAUUUCCAAAUAAACUAAUUUUCAACUGGAAAAAUUAUGUUAGUUGAAGAAUGAUAUUUAAGAAACAAAAAGAAUUUUUUAUAAUAUAUUGUACGUGUAAAUGACAUUUUUUUAAACUCAAAAUAUACUUAUUUACAUAGAAUCAUAUUUUUCGUUGAUUACUUAUGGACAAUUUCUUUUAAAUUAGACCUUUCAUUAUUCACCUUUAUUCGUUUUCAUCUGAGAUUUACAAUGCAAUAUAAUACGUAUUAAAUAGCUAAAAACGAAAAAGUAUAUUAUCAUUAGAUUAUAAAUACACAGCGGAUAAUCAUUCCAUAAUUUGUAUAUUUCUAAAGACAAAAGUAAACGUUUGUUAAUUGAUUACAGGUAUAAUACCUAUAAAGCGUGAUUGUAGAGAAUUAUAUUAAUAGAAAAAAUAUUUUCCGCAACGUGAAUUAGGUAUAUAUAAUUUGUACAUACAUAGGUACGACAGAUGAGAA